GGGGGCUGUGGGAGGGGGCAGAGGCGAGGCAGGCGCAGGGAAGCCGCCGCCGCCGCCGCUCUGCUCCUCCUGCCCCCCUUUGGCUCGGGGCUCGUCUGCCUUGGCGAACCUCGCCUUGCGCUGGAGGGAAGAGCCCUCCUCUCGGAGAGGCAGGGCAGGGCCCCUCCUCUGGAGCGCUGACGGUACCAUGAUAUAAUAAUGAUGGGUGGCGGAGCCCGCAUUUGAACUUGCGGGGAAAGCGGGCUGGGUGCAUCUGGGUGCCUGCAGCUCCCCAAGCCGGACUUCCACAGCCGGGGAUCAGGUGUUCACCACCGGGGGGGUCACGAGGAGAAAAACUCCCGAGCCUGGACCAGCGACCAAGAAGCCCAGGGCUUGCAUGAGGGCACUUCUGGAUUAACAAGCACGCUGUGAUUUUUAUUUUUAUUUUUUGGUGCUCCUUUCCAAUCCUUCUUUUUUUCCUUGAAUUUUUUCCCCAGUCUCUGCAAUAAACUGCUUUGAAAGGUCAAGAUGUUAAAAAAUCUCUUAUGGAUGUGUUGGACCUUAGCCAUAACAGGUGCACUUCACAAAGAAAAAAGCCCACCGGUGAAGGGCUCGCUCUCUGGAAAAGUCAUCCUCCCUUGCUUCUUUUCGACCUUGCCUACUUUGCCUAACUACCACAGUUCAAAUGAACUUUUCCGGAUUAAGUGGUCAAAGAUCGAACAGGAUAAAGGCGGAAAAGAUCUAAGAGAAACCACUGUUUUGGUGGCCCAGAAUGGGAAAGUCAAGCUAGAGCGAGGCUACAAAGACAGGGUGUCUGUUCCGAGCAACUGGGAAGACAUUGGUGAUGCAUCAUUGACUAUGGAGAAAUUGCAGGCAAGCGAUGCUGGGGUUUACCGCUGCGAUGUCAUCUAUGGAAUUGAAGAUACCCAAAAUGUUGUCUCAUUAGCUGUGGAUGGUGUUGUGUUUCACUACCGAGCAGCUACUAGUAGGUACACCUUGAAUUUCAAGCAGGCUCAGGAGGCUUGUGUGGAGAAUGGUGCUGUUAUAGCAAGCCCUCAUCAGCUGAAAGCAGCCUAUGAAGAUGGCUUUGAGCAGUGUGAUGCGGGCUGGUUGUCCGAUCAGACCGUUAGGUAUCCCAUCAGGCAACCAAGAGUUGGAUGCUAUGGAGACAUGAUGGGGAAAGAAGGAGUCAGAACCUAUGGAUAUCGUCUUCCUAAUGAAACCUAUGAUGUCUAUUGCUAUGUGGGAGCCUUAAAUGGCGAUGUCUUCCAUAUCACUUCUCCCAACAAGCUAACCUUUGAAGAGGCUAAAGAGCAGUGUGAGGCAAACGGUGCAGUUCUUGCUUCUGUUGGUGAUCUACAUGCUGCUUGGAGAAAUGGCUUUGACCAAUGCGACUAUGGCUGGUUGGCUGAUGGCAGUGUGCGCUAUCCUGUUUCUGUGGCAAGGAUCCAGUGUGGCGGAGGUUUGCUUGGAGUGCGAACCUUGUAUCGCUAUGAGAAUCAAACAUACUUCCCUCCCCCAGACAGCAGAUUUGAUGCCUACUGCUUUCUACCUAAGCCGAAUGAUUCUGCAACUGUUGAACCGAAUAUACCUUUGGAAAGUGGAUCUUCCAAUUUAUUAACUGAACAAAUCGCUUCUAAAACUAAUCUUGAUCCUCAUAUCUCUUCGGUCACACAAGGAAUGCCUAAGGCAAAACUGGAAGAGAAGGUACCUAAGCAGAUUGCUAGUUUAUCCACUGUUCUACCUCAGACUGUUACAGACUUUUCUGAUUCAUCAGAAGUGACAGAAACAGAUACUGCACCGAGUAACCUAGUAGGGAUCACACCCACACAAGUUGUCUCUGACCUCAGUGAGAAGAGCUCUGAAAGUCAGACUGAACAAAUAGAGGUGGGACCAAUAAUAACUUCUGUAGACGUUCUACUGAGAAAUAACUUGAGUGAACCUGUAGAAACAAAAACUUCUGUUACAUUAACAAAGGAAGAAACACAUCCCGGCAUCCAGCCUACAAAAAAAUCACUGGAAGCAAAAAGCGACGUAAAACUGACAACCGUUGUCAUCCCCAAAGAACUGCUCCCUGAUCAUCAUGAACCUACAAAGGACGAUAACAAUGGCAAUAUUUCACCCGAUGACAGGCCAGUUGCCUCUAGCACUGUUUCAGAAUCAGAUGUAGUCAAAGUGUCAAAGACCUUCUCACCUGAGAAUGCUACAGCUACACCAGGUGUAAUAGUCAGUUCAUCUGAAAGCAAAAUACCACUAACUACCGGAUAUACAAAGAGCUAUGAAACAUCAUUUAGCUCUGAGUUAGGCUCUAUGGAGUUUCCAAAGACCACAACCACUGCAACAGAAGUGAAUGACACAGUGGCAGGGGUUUUCCCCAAAGCUGAAAGAGAGGACAUGCCAAGGCACCGUGAUACAGUAACACCUACUCCAGAGAUGCAACAGGAAAAAACUGCAAGAACAGACGAUGAGAAAUAUGAUUGGACUUCUGAAGGGAGUUCUGCUGAGCAUCAGCCAGACUUAGGAAUUCCCAGACAAAUCACUACUAUUUCCUCAACAGGCAUAUUAGGCACAGAAUCAAUUAUAUUUACAAAGAUGGUAACUCCUUCUGCAACAGCAAAGGAAGAACCUGGCAUUUCCCUCAUUUCUGAAACCCCAGUAGAUAAAAUUGCUAAAGAUGUGGUCACUGUUACUAUUCAUACAGGUGUCAGAGGUGCGAAAACAGAGGCUACAACAGCUAUUCAGGAGGAACCUGGUGCUAGAGAUCAAGCUGUUGAAAAACUGGCUACUGUCCCAGACACUACUGCAGUGAUUUCAACAUUGCUUUUGACACCUGAAAGUGACUUAACUGCUGAAGGAUCCGCAUAUGAAGGAAAAUAUGCAACUACUGAGGCUUUGGGCCCAGGUGUCAAAAUAACAGUUUAUGAAACAGCCACAAAACCUGAACUGUCUCCUGGAAUGGAUGCUGUCACGGAACGCAAACUAAAAAUGACGCGUGUUCCCGCCAGAAAGGCAAGCACAGAAAGUGAAAAGGAUGUACCCACAACCAGAUUUUCAGGUCCCUUUCCUACUAAAGCUACUGCUCCUGUCACUGAAAAAUUACCUCAUGUGGAGACUCUUACAACUCAUAGCCCAGAAGGUUCAGGAACGACAGAAGAGGCCGUAGGAACGGAGCCAGUUUUAUUCUCGGCUAUUGUGACAAGUAAACCGACGGUGGUAAGUGGCAUAGCCACAGCUACCAUUGCUCCAGUAGACAAGACCCUGACCACUUCACCAUCCAAGCCUUUAAUUACCAAAACACAGCCACCCUUAAUUUACAGUGAACCUGACGAGGAUACGAGUAAAGACAUGGUAAUAAUUGAGGAAUCUGUUUCUCCCAUUAAAACUACUACUGAUGAUGAUUUUACAGGCAAGACGGCAGAGCCAGAGAUUGAUACAGAAUAUUUUACAUCAUCGAGUGUGACUGCGGUUGCACAGCCUACAGGACCACCCUCUGAGGUUUUAGAGUCUCAGGAAGAGCCUCCUUCUACUUCAGAUGCUGACGUAGGAGUGGAAAGCAGGCCUGACAUAAAAGUGUUUGUUGUUGCUAUCUCUGGCAAUGAUACAGAUCCAGUGCAUGAAGUUUGGGAUUUAUUUGGUUAUCAUGAAAUAGACGAGCCCCCUACAGAUACUGAUUCAACACAAGAUGAACCCUGCACAGCAACGCCGGAUGAGGAAUCUGCAGAACUUUUAAUUUUGGACCCUUUAUUCUACCCAGAAAUAUACAAUCUUGGAGAAGAUGAUGACGAAGAAGACUGUGAGAAUACUACUGAUGUCACAACUCCACCAGCUUUGCAGUUUAUCAAUGGAAAGCAACAGGUGACUACAGCACCUAAAGAUAGAAAUGCGGAAGAAGCAAGGAGUGACCAGAUUGAAAGUUUACCACAUUCCAAAAAUGUAACCUUUUCACACAUCAAUGAUACUAACAUAGUGUCUGAAAAUGAGAUCUCUGCCACAAUGCAGCCAAAUGAAUCUGCUGAAAUUAUAGGAGAAGCCACUACGCAGAAGCUAACGGCAGAAUCUAUCAUGACGGAACUGGCCUUUAGUGGCGAUUCUGAAGUUUCUACUACAGAUAAAAUCCUUGAAAUAACAUCUCUACAUGGCCAGCCUUUAUCAGACACUACAGAGAAAUUAACACAGCCUGGAACAGAUUUUCAUCAAAUCUUAAGCAAACAUCCUGGCAUUUUCUCUGUAAUUAAUACAAAAUACUCAGGAGCUUCUACUACCAUGCCUGAGUCAAACAGUUACAGCUUUUCACACUCAGUAAGAACACCUCCAAAAGAAGCUUCUGAAAGGUUUUCUACUACAAUGUUUACUCCAACGUUUGCUUCCAUAAUCAUAGAAGAUAGCACAGCACUUGAAAAUGUUCUACAAGAUGAAUAUAAAUCAACAGUUAGACCAGAUGCACUUCUUACUGCUGAAAGUUCAAUAAAAACAACCAGAAGUCCUAGUUUGUUGAAUAUACCAGAAGGCUCUGGAGAUGUUCAACAAGAGAAUGCUAAACCUUCGACCGCGGUAAUAAAAAUGACAGGAACAGAAGAAAAUCCUGUUCAGGAUAUUUCCUCAGAUCUUGGCAGACACAGCCCUACAAAAAGCAGCCCUAGUGCUUCACAGCCUCCUGCAUCUUUGUAUAAAGACAUGAAUUCUACACUUGAACAGAGUUCUGUAGAAGCUCUUACUAUCCAAACUAUUCCUAAAUUAAUUUUGAACUCUACCAAAAAUGCCGAAGAAGUGAGGGAUGAUAAGGACGAGAUUAAGAGCACCAUUUCCUCAACCAAGGAGUAUUCAACUACUGUUAAAGCAGAAAAGUUGCUGUUCAGUAACGAUAGCGUCAGAUCUGUAAGCCAAGAAUCCAUAACUCUCACUAAAUCAGUAUCAGUGACAGAUGCCUCACCUCUCAAAACUAAAGAGGCCACAGAGAAGAUAAUUCCUGUAGAUGAAGAAUCUGGGGAUGGAUCCACAGAUGUUUGGAGGAAACCUGGCAUGGACAUUCUUUUGGGGGGUCCCACCAGCAAAGUGGUAAGUACUGACUCCCCAUUUAUUGACCCAGGUACUGAAAAAAUAGAUGUUAUCACUAUAGCUACUACAUUGAGUUCAUUACUAUUGAGAUCUCAACCUGGAAGCACAGACACACAAGUGAAGGAGCUAGAUACUCUUAACACAGAUUCAUCACCUUUGGAAUAUGCAAUUAUUAUUGAUCCCACAAUGCAAGUGUUAAGUACUGAAUCAGACAGAAAGGCCAUGGAAACUAAAACUGAAGUGCAAGUAUCAAAGGAUAUAACUGAUAACCAAGGACCAGUAAAACAUGAAUUGGAUGCAGUCACGCAACUGCCAUUUAGCGAAAAGUCUAUUCUGGAAUCAAAUGAAGAGAUGAUAACAUCUUCUACAGCGAUUGAAAAGAAAAUUGACUUGUUUGAGACAUCUGGUGUGGCAUCAUCUGUAGAGUCAACUGGAAGUGGAAGCACUACAAUCCUUUCUGUCAGCACUCCUACACCAUUGAAAGAUAACAUUAUUCUGCAAGAAAGAGGUUCUGAGUUUUUAAUAAACGAAACAAUGGAAUCUGCCAAACCAGAAAGCACUGGACACUUUUCUCCAACCAUUUCUGCUGAGAUAAUUGACCUGGUGGAUGUGGGCUCUGGAGAGGAAUCAGGAGAUAACAGAAGUAGUGUAGUACUUGUGACUCAUGGUCCUACAGAAAGAAUAAUAAAUACUAAAUUUCCAUUGAUUGAACAAGGUUCUGGAGACAUAGAUUCUUUUACAGAACCUCCUAUAAAAACAACAUAUGAAAACAAAAGUAGCAGCGUGACAUCUAGAUAUGUGCUGUUUACUGAUGCACCUGCAAAGUUAGACACACAUAGUCAUCACACCACCAGGUUCACUUCAGUGAAUGCAGGAAUUACAAACACUGAAGGAGAAACACCAGCUGAAUCGGAAACAAUAGCUUUUACUACAAUCCCUCCUUUAGAAGAUGAAAUGAAUUCUGAUGAAGAACAUGCUGCUGAAACAUCAGAUGAAAUGGUACAGACCUUUGGAGUGGUAACACAAGAAUCUUUCAUUAAAAGUAAAGAACCUUUAACUGGACAGACAGGAAUUUCAACUGUUUCUACAUUUAUCCCAUACAUAGAAGAAAUAAAAAUUGAUGUCACACCUGGAACUGAAUUUGUGCAAAAGAAUCUCUCUUCACAUGAUAAAAUCCUCACGAUUGAGUCUGAAACAUUUCCAGAUGAACCUGUAAGCCCUUCACCAGCAGCUGAAGAUAAAGAACAGUUGGCACAAAAUGCUCACCCAACUGAGGACAGCCACAAGCCUUCCUCCAUGUCUACAGGGUACAAGCCAGUAAAAAAGGCAACCAGUAAUGCUCCAUUUUUUUCGGAACAAGGUUCAGGAGAUGCAAUCUUUACUGUUCCAUCUACCACUGUGCCUAUAAGUUCUGCUAUAUUAAAUGUCAAUGCAAACACAUUAAGUCUUGACAUUCUUCAGCCUAGAAGUUCAGAAGCAAGUACUUCAGAGCAAAAAAUAAAAGAAUCUGAUACAUAUCCCACUGAAACAUAUGAGGAUUUCAGCAGUGUUAAUAAAUAUCCAUACACUAUAGCAGUAGAGUUGCUUGCAGGAAGAGACAAAAUAGCCCCUAGUGCAUCUACCUUAGAUACCCGGGUCAUUGGCACAGAAGUACCUACUAUAAAGCAACUCAUUCUUGAAAAUUCUCAAAACCUAGAAAAUAGCUAUCAGGAGAAGGAAAAUACAACAUUAUCAACAUUGGUAGCUACUGAUGGAAUUUCGGAGGAAGCUUCUCACGUGGUGAUGUAUGAAGAUACAACUCCUGUUCCUGAAUCUGUUCCUGGAAGGCCUACUCUUGGAAUUGCUAAAGAACCUAAACCCACCUCAGAACCUGAAAUGAUGAGAAUAGCAAUUCACGAAGGAUCUGGAGAAGGUUCUGGUUGGCGGGACACCAUGGAAAAAUAUCCUGAAUCACCUACCCAGUUGCCAAAAAGAGUAAUACCCUCAUCUCAUACACCUGGCAAAAAUAAUUCAAAAGUUGUGGACCUUGCUGAAGCAGUGAAUGGAUCUGAAAUAGAAUUAGUAUCAUCACCCACCCACGGAGAAGAAAAACAAAUGCUACCAACCUCAGAUAGUGACUUUUCAGAGACAUUUGCAGAUGAAAGUUCCACAAACAGCAUAAAAGACUUUGAGGAACUUAUCCCACUGCCUGGUGACAAAAGGAAUUAUUCGGGGGGUAUUUCCAGCUUCAUUGAUGUAGGCCAUGGAAUAAUAUCUGAUGAAACAACAAUUAUAGAUGCUGAUAACUUGAAAUCAAAUAUUGAAGACAUAGGUGGACAAAGAACUGUGGGCUCUGAGAGACCCUCGAUGUACAGCAUUUAUACUUCUGUAACAGAAAUUCAGACUGCCACACCUACAAUUACUUUAGCUGUUGAUAAAUCAGAUGGCUUUGGAGAUGGUCAAGGGAGUUCUGUAACCAGUAAGUUCAUAUUCAGCAAGCCCAUGAUAUCUGAUCUGACACCAACAUCAAAUGAUGUGGGCUCAGGAGAUGCCACACCUUUCACAACAGAAACUGUUGUUACUCAAGAGCUGCCCAAAAUAGCUGCAUUGCUUCCAACUAUGCCACUUCUUGUUAGAUCUACCACGUCAUCGCCAACCAGCUCCAAAACUGAUGAAAAGGACAAAGAAUUAGAGCUGGAAACUAAACAUACAGAUUCCAAAAAUACAAUAGAAGACAACUCUGAAUUACAAACAUUGUCAGACAACCAAGCAAUAGCUGAUGAAAGUGAAAUUGCUUCUACCGCAGACUCUUCAGGAAAAGGAGAAGUAGAUAUGGAUGAAAAGAAACUCGUGGCUCCUACGCCGCCAUACCUACCCAUUGAGCCAUGGAAAUCUUUGACAACACACAAAUCUGAAGAAAGCACAGUUACUGUACAACUUGCUUCCCAAAGUGUAAUGAAGUCUGAAGAAACAACCCAGGAGGUCUACAAAGGAAUGAAGGAAACAGAAGCCACAGAAUCCAUAGAAACAGAUCCAGAAAAAAUACAUUCUGCAACUCAAACUCCAAAGUUGCCCGUGACUGUCUAUUUACUCAAUGGAGCUUCUGAGUAUCCUGAAGACAUAAUGCCAAGUACUUCAUCAUCAGUUGACAAUGACAAGCAUGAUUUGUCACCAGUACAAACCUUUAGAGAAGCUAGUGCUGACAUCACAGCAACUUACAAACCUGCCCUGAAAGAGUCUUCAGGAAGCACCGAGUUCCCAUUAGCAUCUUCUCCCAAACUGGUAUCAGAAAGCAAGACCACUGAAUCUGUGCCUAGUUCUGUAACAGAAAUGAAAGAAAAGCCAGGAAGUUCAACAGAAGUGAUUAUUGUCGAAGGAACCAUUGCUCCUGGAGAGUCUCUUUCAAAAGAAGCUAAGCCAACAUUUAUAGUUCCAGGAACUGACAUUUUAGAAUCUAGUUCAGAAGAAGAAACUUCUCAUGAGAAGGAGCUAAAUCAGUUAGAUGAAAAUAGUGCUGAUGGAGACUUACCAUGGAUUCGCACCACACCAUCUCCCAUUCCACAUGAAAGUAAAACAGGUGGAGUAUUUGGGACUGAUGGUGAAGCCGAUGUUUGGCCAAUUUCAUCCCCUCCAUCAGUAGACACAACUGUGGAAACCCAGACUGCAUUGGAUGGGCAGAAGAAGCCAACAACUGUUUCCUCUAAUGCUGCAACAAAAAACCCAGGCUCUGAAAACACUCCCAAAUAUAUUAAGCAGGCAAGAACCACAGGGGGCAUAAACAGCAUUGAACUUGUAACACCACCACUUUUGCUUCUGGAUGUAACUAAUGGAUCAGAUUUCCUGAUUGGCACAGGUGGGGGUUCAGUCGAAGGCACAGCAGUUCAGAUACCAGGCCAAGAGCCAUGCAAGAGUAAUCCAUGCCAGCAUGGGGGAACUUGUUAUCCACGUGACACUUUCUACAUCUGCACUUGUAUGCCGGGUUUCAGUGGUGACCAGUGUGAAGUAGACAUUGAUGAAUGUCAAUCCAGCCCUUGCAGAAAUGGAGCCACAUGCAUUGAUGGCAUCAAUACGUUUACUUGCCUUUGUCUUCCAAGCUACGUUGGGGCUCUUUGCGAAAAAGAUGCAGAUGUGCAUGUGAACCUGCUGCCAAAACUGCGCAGAUGCAAUUAUACCGAAACCUGUGAUUACGGAUGGCACAAGUUCCAAGGGCAGUGCUACAAAUACUUUGCUCAUCGGCGCACGUGGGACGCGGCAGAGAGAGAGUGCCGCCUCCAGGGAGCCCAUCUGACCAGCAUCCUGUCUCAUGAAGAACAGCUCUUUGUGAACCGAAUAGGACACGACUACCAGUGGAUUGGCCUAAACGAUAAGAUGUACGAGAGUGACUUCCGCUGGACUGAUGGCAGCGUGCUGCAAUAUGAAAACUGGAGACCAAACCAGCCAGACAGUUUCUUUUCUUCUGGAGAAGACUGUGUUGUUAUAAUCUGGCAUGAGAAUGGCCAGUGGAACGAUGUACCAUGCAACUACCAUCUCACCUACACUUGCAAGAAAGGAACAGUUGCCUGUGGCCAGCCCCCAGUUGUAGAAAACGCAAAGACUUUUGGGAAGAUGAAGCCUCGUUAUGAAAUAAACUCCUUGAUCAGAUACCACUGCAAAGAUGGUUUUAUCCAGCGCCAUGUUCCAAUCAUCCGGUGCCAAGGGAAUGGACGAUGGGAUUUGCCUAAAAUUACCUGCAUGAAUCCAUCCUCAUUCCAAAGGACUUACUCUAAGAAAUAUUAUUAUAAACAUUCUUCACCAGGAAAGGGAAACUCAUUAAAUUCAUCAAAACAUUUUCAUCGUUGGAUCAGGACAUGGCAGGAUUCAAGGCGCUGAACGCACUCUGGCAAAAGCGGGAUGUUCUCCAUGCCAGCCAAAGUCCUAACUUAACUGUGCCUUUUUAAAAAUCAAUUAUAGGAGUAUUACCAAGCAUUUUUAUUUUUUUGAAAACUUAAGGACCUCAGAACUCUCAGCACACAUCUGUGAUUGCUACAAAUGCAAAAAUCGAAAAGGGAGACAUUGCCAGCCAUCUAUAGCAUGUUAAUGUUCAUAUGUCAUUGAUGAGGGAACAUUAGAGUCCCUGUCCCAGCGUCCUAUAAUAAUUAAAACUCUUCCAUUUUAGCACCAAUGAUAAUGUAAAUAAGAUGAUUUAAUGGUGUUUUAAUGUGUGUUACGUUAAAAGAACAGCAACCCUGUAUAUACAAUGAAAUGUCACACUAAGUUCAAGUUUAUUUAUGGCUAUUUGGCCUCAGAGGUCUUUAAUCGGUUUUUGUUUGUUUGUUUGUCUUGAGGUACUUCAUCAGACUGAAAAUAAGUGUAAAUUGCAGUCUGCUCUCUCUUUUCUUUUUGUAACCAUGGGAGAAAACGGCUGUUGCAAUGGCUGAAGAUGAGCAAAGAAGCAGAGGAACACUGCUCUUUCCCAGCAGAGGUCCAUAGAGAACUGUGUGAUGAAACCUUACACAUAAGGAGCACAGCAAGCAGGAACAACCCUGAACAAUGGACUGCAAUGUGGAACUUGACUUGCGUCCUUUUCAGCAUUGGCACUGAUUGAAAAGGGACUUACCUGGAGGACUUUUUUUAAAAAAUGACAAGGAGGGCCUGUAGGAAUAACAAUAAUGAUAAUGAUAACAAUAAUAAGUGCUAAUACAAUAAAUCUCAACCAGGGCCACUUUUUUUUUAACGACGACUUUUACAACACUAACCGUGGGUCUACAUUACAGCUCUCUGCAUUUUAAGAUGGAGAUACGAUAGACCUACAACUUUUGUUGUACAAAAAAACCCGAACAAACGAAAAAGUAAAUAAUUUUGUAUAUAUAAAUAUAUAUAACCAUUUUUAAUCCUUUUAUAAAGUAAUGAAUGUUUGUGUAUGAAUGCUGCAGCUGUGAAGCGUACCUAAAUAAAUGAAGUAAGCCAUACUGAUAUAAUUUAUUGGAUGUUCUUUUUAUCUUGAAAUAGCUUGGUAGCUUGUUUUCAGCCUCCAAGCUCAUCCUGGUGCAUUUGGGAGAACUAGAGUUGGCUUCAAAUGUUUUUGACUUGACUUGAGAGAAUAUAUCUAUAUCUAUAUAAUAAAUGGGAUCAUGAGUGAGA
This is a messenger RNA of Podarcis raffonei (Aeolian wall lizard), 11133 nucleotides long. It is a transcript of the gene VCAN, whose product is annotated as versican. Bases 508 to 9882 code for a protein of 3124 amino acids. Lineage: Eukaryota; Metazoa; Chordata; Lepidosauria; Squamata; Lacertidae. Gene Ontology annotation, molecular function: calcium ion binding; hyaluronic acid binding. The record is from RefSeq and is a predicted model, not a curated record. Gene Ontology annotation, biological process: cell adhesion. The transcript is spliced from 16 exons.